AAUUUAAGCAAAAACUUCAAUAAUUAUUGUGAAAGUAACAAAAAAAAUUUUUAAAAACAAAUAAAGCGCAUUGCUUUCUUUAGCAAAAAACAGAAAAAAGAUUAUUUAAUUUGUCUAAGUUGAUAAGUUCUUGGUUGCAUCCACACCCAAAACCAAACUGCGGUUGCAAUAUUCUGUAAGGUCACUUAAGCUAGGCAGGCACAACCAGUGUGGCAGGCACUGAGCUCAAUAGAAUAAUACAAUCAAGUGAAGACCACAGAGAAACAGAGAAAAAAUUGAUAAUAAAACAUAUUAGAAGAGCACAAAAAAAAAGUGAUAAAUAAAAAAUAACAAUAAAUUUGGGUAAGAAGAAUUACAGAUAAAUUUGUUGAAAAACAAAAAUAUUCAAACCAGAAUCUAUGACAGACAAAGUCCUUGACCGUUAUCGAUAGAGAUAGUGACAAGCGCAGGAAGAGCGUAUCAGUAAAAACAGAAAGAAAGCAAUAAAUAAACUGAACCUAUAUAAACAGAAAACAAUAUUGUGCAAUAACAUUAAAAAGUAAACAAUUUAGCAAUAAUAAAAAACCUAAAAUAACAUUACUAACAUUCACAUCUCACAAUAAUGUCACCAACUACAAGUAAGAACAACAAUUCAGCAGUAGCAGCAGCAGCAGCAGCAAUAACAACAACACCAGAAACCACAAUAACCGAAACAUCGACAGCAACAAACCAAAGAGCCAGAGCAAUGGCUCCAGCUACAAGAAUCAUGUCCUAUCAGAAUUGUAUUGCAUUGCUUGCCUUGCUUCUUUGUGGUCUCGCCACAGUGGACGGACUGAAGUGCCAUAUGUGUGGUCAGUAUAAUGAGGGCGUGGGAUCUAUCACACCCUGUCUCAAUUACUCUGAGCAAUACGCACAUUUGUACUUGAAGGAGUGCUCAAAGAAGAGCGAGAAAUAUUGUGUGGUGAGUAAACUGAAAUAA
Teleopsis dalmanni is the source of this 958-nucleotide messenger RNA. RefSeq lists its product as uncharacterized. Lineage: Eukaryota; Metazoa; Arthropoda; Insecta; Diptera; Diopsidae. The transcript is spliced from 2 exons. The coding region runs from base 602 to 958 and encodes 118 amino acids. The record is from RefSeq and is a predicted model, not a curated record.